AUGCGGGUGGACGGCACGGGGGUGCCAGCCGGCAACCGGGCCUGUGCCCCCGACCCGAAUGGAACCGGGACCUCCUGGUUCCUCGGCAGCCACGUGGUCAACACCAACUGCUCGGCCGCGCACACCCGCCAGGCGCUCUGCUGCAAGAUGGCGGUGGAGUACGACCAGUUCAUCGAGUCCGGACGCAAGUGGUUCUGCCACGUGGACGACGACAACUACGUGAACCCCGAGGGCCUGAUGCAGCUGCUGUCCACCUUCUCGCCCAGCCAGGACGUCUACCUGGGGCGGCCCAGCCUGGACCACCCCAUCGAGGCCACCGAGAGGGUCCUAGGAGGGGGAACUGUGACCACGGUCAAGUUCUGGUUCGCGACCGGCGGGGCCGGGUUCUGCCUCAGCAGAGGCCUUGCCCUCAAGAUGAGCCCGUGGGCCAGCCUGGGCAGCUUCAUGAGCACGGCCGAGCGGGUGCGGCUGCCAGACGACUGCACGGUGGGCUACAUCGUGGAGGGGCUGCUGGGCGCGCGCCUGCGGCACUGCCCGCUGUUCCACUCCCACCUGGAGAACCUGCGGAGGCUGCCGCCGCGCUCCGUGCUCCAGCAGGUGACCUUGAGCUACGGGGGUCCUGAGAACCCCCGGAACGUGGUGAAGGUGGCCGGAGGCUUCAGCCUGCAGCAGGACCCCACGCGGUUUAAGUCCGUCCACUGCCUUCUCUACCCGGACACGGACUGGUGUCCUGUGACCUCACCUCUAAGUGACCCUCGACCCCUGACCCAGGGGGUGGCUCUCCGAUGAAGCCUGUGGCCUCCUGGCCUCAAUUGACUCCCCGUAGCCAGGCCGCCGGCCCAGGUGACCGGGCCCUGAGGAGUGGGCUCCCCGAGGCUUUCCCUGCGGGUUCCUGGGGGAGCGGUCCUCCCGCACCUGGCUCCGUGCCCAGCAGGGCUUCUCGGUCUGCGGGGCAGUGGCGCUCGAGGGCUGAGGCCCAGCCAGCCGUGCUCUGGGCGUCUCCACGUGGAGGCCGCGUGUUGGGGGACCCCGCGGGCAGGCCCCUCUCGGGCUCCUCAGCCAGACUCCUUCCUGGGGACCUUGAAGACACCCCUCCACUCUGCCUCAGCCCUCAGUCCUGGACUCUCCCGGCUGCAAGUCCAGGAGACAGGAGCCUGUUGUGGGCUCCCCUUCGCGGGACGGCCUCGCGCUGCCCCCCGCCUGUGCCUUCCCGGUGGUGCAGGGCGCAGCGCGGCCCUCCCUGCCUCUGGCUGUGCUGCUGCAACAAGCGAAUAAGAGUUUGUUACUUUC
Myotis lucifugus (little brown bat) is the source of this 1290-nucleotide messenger RNA. RefSeq names its product RFNG O-fucosylpeptide 3-beta-N-acetylglucosaminyltransferase (gene RFNG). The transcript has 8 exons. The coding region runs from base 1 to 789 and encodes 262 amino acids. Gene Ontology annotation, biological process: regulation of Notch signaling pathway. NCBI's taxonomy places the organism in Eukaryota, Metazoa, Chordata, Mammalia, Chiroptera, Vespertilionidae. The record is from RefSeq and is a predicted model, not a curated record. Gene Ontology annotation, cellular component: membrane. Gene Ontology annotation, molecular function: O-fucosylpeptide 3-beta-N-acetylglucosaminyltransferase activity.